AUGGCUUCCUACGACAUCAUUCCCAAGGGCGCAAAGCUGCAGCCCACCAAGUACAAUGUCUCGAUUCCGGAGGAGAAGCUGCAGCAGAUGAAGCAACUCAUCACCCUUUCUCCCAUUGGCCCUGAGACCUACGAGAACUUGCAGGAAAGUCGCGAUUUUCUUGACUUUGGUAUCUCGCGCAAAUGGCUCGCAAAUACGAAGGCUGAGUGGGAGAAGUACGAUUGGCGCGCCGCUGAAGCUCACAUCAACUCCUUCCCCCACUUCACUCUCCCCGUAAAGGACGACGACGGCCGCACCUACACCAUCCACUUCGUCGCCCUCUUUUCCACCAACCCCUCCGCCAUCCCCAUCGCCUUCUUCCACGGCUGGCCCGGAAGCUUCCUCGAAUUCCUGCCCAUGCUCGAGCUCCUCAAGAAGAAGUACCCCAGCCCAGACAAGCUCCCGUACCACAUCAUCGUGCCCUCGCUCCCCGGCUACGCCUUCUCGGACCGCCCGCCCAAGGACCACGAGUGGGCAGGUCCCGACUCUGCUCGCCUGAUGCACAAGCUGCUGGAAGCGCUUGGCUUCGGCGAGACGGGCUACGCGGUUCAAGGCGGCGACGUAGGGAGCUAUAUCGCCCGGUCCAUGGCGACCACAUACGACGCGUGCAAAGCCAUCCACCUCAACUUCUGCCCCGUCCUCGCCAAGCCCGACGACGUGCCCGAGUCCGCCAUCAACGACGAAGAACGCAAGGCCCUCGCCCGCGGCGAAGCCUUCCGCAACGGCGGCAUGGGCUACGUCGGCAUGCACGCCUCGCGACCCUCGACCAUCGGCCUCGUGCUCUCCGCCAGCCCCAUCGCGCUGCUAGCCUGGAUCGGCGAAAAAUUCCUCACCUGGCCCGACGCAGCCCCCAGCACCACCACCAUCCUCGAGUCCGUCUCCCUCUACUGGCUGACCGACACCUUCCCGACGUCCAUCCACACCUACCGCCACCACAAUCCCCCGCGCGGACCGAAGAUCAACUUCCACACCGCCGCCGAGAACCGCGUCCGCAACAAGCCCUUCGGCUACUCCUGGUUCCCGAAGGAGAUCGUCCCCACGCCGCGCGCCUGGGCCGCGACGACGGGCGAUCUCGUCUGGCACCGGCAACACUCGAGCGGCGGGCACUUCGCCGCUUUGGAGAGCCCCGAGGCGCUGUGGGGCGAUGUGGAGGAGUUUGUUGCGCAGGUGUGGAAGAAGUGA
Messenger RNA from Lasiodiplodia theobromae, 1221 nucleotides. RefSeq names its product Epoxide hydrolase. NCBI's taxonomy places the organism in Eukaryota, Fungi, Ascomycota, Dothideomycetes, Botryosphaeriales, Botryosphaeriaceae. The coding region runs from base 1 to 1221 and encodes 406 amino acids. The record is from RefSeq and is a predicted model, not a curated record. Gene Ontology annotation, molecular function: epoxide hydrolase activity. Gene Ontology annotation, biological process: epoxide metabolic process. The transcript has 4 exons.